AUGAAGGGAUUGCACGAGGAGCUUUCCAAUCUCGAUGGAGGACGAGUACUGGGAGAAGACGAUUCUGCGACAGAGCUGGACUCCUACUACACGUACUCUUCAUCGCCAGCUCCCGGAAUGGACGACAAUGGAGGCGCGAUCUAUGGGCUGGCGGGCGGCUUCCUCGACGAGAGCGGACGAUCGUAUUCGAAUCUCAGCACCAGGGAUGUGGAAGAGCUGCAGCGCGUUCGCGUAGCGGUCCCUGAGGGCGAAGAAGACGACGCAGCGCUGUCAGAUUUCGAUUCAGACAUCUCAGAUGACGAGACCGCGACAGAGGGGGUCGACGCCUCCAGCGUGGUGGAGGGCGCCAUGUCGGGCGGCACACACGUCGAGUCGCCCGCGCGGGUGGGCGGCGUCACGCUCGAAGACAUCGACGACCUCAAGAAGAGCGCCUACGAGCUCGAGAACGAGUUCAAGUUCGACUUUGCCGAUAACGUCAUGCCCUCGUUCGUCGAGAAGAAGGACAAGGACGACGCCGUCUUCGAGAAGUUGAUGAAGGAGAACGAGGGCAGCGGUGGAGGAGGCAUCAGCGGUCCCAUCCCAACACCCUACAGACGAAAGCCGGUCCAGUUCAACUGCUUCGAUGGUCUGAUAGCAGACCUGAAGGAGUUCCUGGGCGCGACGCCCUUCAUCUGGCUCUACCUCCUCCUGCUGGGCAUCAUCACCGCCGUCAUCGGAGGCAUGAUGGACUGGGCCAUCAUCUACUGCCAUCGCUUGCGUUACUAUCUGGCGCGAGCGCCACACAACUACUGGGAGGACUGGUUCAUGUGGGGCUCAACGACGCUCUUCUUCACCGCCUUGGCCAUAGCCGCCUGUCAGCUCAGUCCAGUCGCGCAGGGAAGCGGUAUACCGGAGAUCAAGUGCAUUCUCUCUGGCGUGAAGCUCAAAGGGCUGCUCAGUUUCAAGACGCUCAUGGCCAAGGUGCUCAGUCUCACGUUCGGCCUGUCGAGCGGUUUGAUGAUCGGCAAGAAGGGACCCUUCGUGCACGUCUCCUCCAUGAUCGCCAACCUGCUCUCCAAAGUCCGCCCUUUCCACCUGAUCCGCGAGAAUCCACAGCUGUAUCAGCAAAUGAUCGCAGUCGGGUGCGGCAUGGGCGUGUCUUCCAAUUUUGGAGCCCCCAUCGGAGGCGUGCUGUUCAGUAUAGAGGUCACCUCCACCUACUACCCGGUCCGAAACUACCUGCUCACCUUCCAAUGCGCCGUGAUAUCAGCCAUCGCCUACCAGUUUGUGAGUUGGCAGUCGGCCACGGCGCCCACCAAUUUUCCUCGCGACUGCUGGGUGUACACCGAGCUCCUGUUCCACGGCGCUCUGGGUGUCGUGUGCGGCUUGGGUUCGGCGGCCCUGGUCAAGCUGAUCUGCCAGAUCAUCCUCAAGCGAAGGUGGUUCGCCGGCAUGGCCGGCCCGGGCAAGGGCUCGGCAUUCCUCGUCUGGCGCGCCAAGAUCGUCAAAUGGCUGUCCCAUCCCUACGUCUAUUCGCUGUGGGUCAUCCUGGGAACCGCCAUCAUCACCUUCCCGGGCAACUUCUACUUCAUGUCGCUACCGGGCCUGUCGUCACUCAAGGAGAUGAUAUGGCUGGGACCCCUGGACACCCGGCCGGGCGGCGCCAAGGACUGGGACACCCACUUCCCCGUAGUCGUGAGCAUCCUCCUCUUCACCGUCUCGCGCUUCUUUGGUCUGGCGUUCUCGGCGUCGAUGCCGAUUGCGUGCGGCCUCUACGCGCCGGCGCUGAUCGUCGGGGCCGGAGUGGGGCGCGCCACGGGCGAGCUGCUGAAGGGCGUCUUUCCCGAUGGGUUGGCGUUCUUCCCGCAGGACAAGGUCUAUGAAAUCCUCCCCGCCACCUACGCCGUCAUCGGCGCGUCGGCCUUUGCCGCUGGCAUGUCGCACACGCUGUCCAGCGCGAUCAUCAUCAUGGAGAUCACGGGCCAGAUGCACCUCCUCUCCCCCAUCAUCCUGGCGACGUCGAUCGCGUUCAUGGUGUCGCGGGCGUUCACGCCGUCGAUCUACGACGCGGUGACCAAGAUCAAGGGCCUGCCCUACCUGCCCGACCUCGAGCACAGCAUGUUCGACAUGACGGCCGACGACAUCAUGGAGCGCAACCCGCUCUCCAUCCCCAUCAACGCCAGCCCGCCCAAGGUCGCCAAGAUCAUGCGCAAGUACAAAGACAAACCCACGUUCCCCGUCAUCGAUGCCGAAGUCGCGCAUGUUGCUGGGCUUCGUGAAGCGGAAGGACCUGAUCCGUUGGCUGGUGAUAUCCACCACCGAACCGGACGAUGGACAGAGCACCGACUUUGA
Molecule: messenger RNA, 2331 nt
Organism: Acanthamoeba castellanii str. Neff
Lineage: Eukaryota; Discosea; Longamoebia; Acanthamoebidae
Product: chloride transporter, chloride channel (ClC) subfamily protein
Exons: 14
Coding region: 1-2331 (776 amino acids)
Biological process (GO): transmembrane transport; chloride transport
Cellular component (GO): membrane
Molecular function (GO): voltage-gated chloride channel activity
Source: RefSeq, a predicted model, not a curated record